This is a messenger RNA of Nicotiana attenuata, 1414 nucleotides long. RefSeq names its product 1-aminocyclopropane-1-carboxylate oxidase 3. Lineage: Eukaryota; Viridiplantae; Streptophyta; Magnoliopsida; Solanales; Solanaceae. The transcript has 3 exons. The record is from RefSeq and is a predicted model, not a curated record. The coding region runs from base 144 to 1277 and encodes 377 amino acids.
CCGAUUCUCCCAUUGUAUGCGACUUUCCAAACAUUCCCAUCAUUACUGCUUCCUCCUCUUUUUUCCUCUUUUAUAAUUCUAGCAUUUUCGCCACAAUGAUCAGCAGUGUGUUUUAGAUUCAGUGAGAGAAAAAAAGAAAAAAGAUGGCAGUUUCACCUGAAACAAUGCCGGAGAAUUCUGUCAUCGACUUCCGUGCACCGCCGCCGUCUCCGAUCGCCUCUGGACGGCGAUCCUGCGUCACGAACGAUGAAAUCCUCACGGAAUUUCUAGAAAAUUCGCUCAAAGUCCCAGACCUCAGGCUUCCUGAUCGAGUCUUCCCCAGGCAAAAAUCCAUUCGCAAUCCAUCAAAACUCAAUUAUGAGUCCUUAGCGUCGUUAAACAAUGACUCAAUUUCGAAAAUUCUGGAUUCGGUUGCAACGAUUGGGUGCUUUGAGGUGGUUAAUCAUGGAAUUUCAGGAGAUCUCAUCAAAUCAGUCUUGUCCGUCGAUGACGGAAUCUUCGGGAUUUCACGGGAGGGAAAGGCAAAAUUGAUGAGGUUAUCGGAGAAGCCAUAUGGAUUUGAGGAGUUUCACGGAGAGGAAGAUAGAGAGACGAGUGAAGAAUUCGUUUGGUGCAGAGGUGAUCAAAAUUUCAACAAGGAAAUGGAGGGAGUUUGGCCUAUUGGAUUUUCGAAUUUCAGUGAAAAGAUGGAAAAGCUUUUGGAUGAAAUGGAACACAAAGCUGGACGAAUCCUACAAUUCCUGCAGCAGAAUACUCCUAAAAAAUUAAUCCAUGAAAAUGGUGAGAUGCAGGAGCAAUUCGGAGAACUGCCAGCAAACUCCAUCUGUUAUCUACACAAGCAUAAGGGAAGUAUAAAAGGAGAUGAAGAGUACAUGAACACCUUGAAAUAUGAUGUGAUUAGAAUGUUGAUAAGAGGAUCCGAGUUUCCUCAUUCAUUGUGUUUGCAUGUUAGCAAUGGUUGCUCAGAGUUUCAUGUUUAUUCCAAGAAAGGCUGGGUCUCUUUUCAGCCUGAUAAAAACUCCCUUAUAGUCACCAUUGGAGAUCUCUUACAGACAUGGAGUGGUGGACAAUACAAGCAUGUGAUAGGAAGGCCAGUUUUUCAAGGUCAAACAGAGGACUGCAUUUCUAUGGCUUUACUAUUUUCUCCUCCUAAGAUCACAGAAGACUCUACUAAGCAUGAAAAAGAGAAGACCCUUUCAAUUGGGCAACAAUUCAUUAUUGCUAUAGCGUUUACGCUUAUUUACAAUUUCUUGAUUUAUAUCUAUAAGGAGUUUUGAAGAUCUUUUACUAUGUUUUGCAUAUACAGGCUGUGGAAUCAUGGAGUCAUCAGUUUCAUUUUCUUUUGAAUUUCUUUCCCGUUAAAUUGUACAUGGUUUCUGGAUAUGUUUAUUUAGUUAAAUGACGAUUCUAAGAA